UCUCUCUCAAAAUAAAUGAUUAACUUUGAAAAAUCAUGUAAAUCUACCACAACUGAUUAUCCUAAUUGCAUCCAAUUGUACCAAAAUGCUGCAGGCUUCCACUGCAGGGCUGGGUACGGGACAUGGACCUUGCACCUCAGCCUUGUGUGCUGUGAGGUGCUCACAACCCUAUGUCACCAGAAGACAAAAACAGAAGGAGAUGCAGCAGGAAAUGGUUGUGGUGAAGACAAGAAAGAAGUGUGGCUGUGCACCGGGCUUAGAAACCAAGAUGGCAGAGAUUCACACCUGAGACUUGUCUUAGUGGGUAAGACAGGAGCAGGGAAAAGUGCCACAGGCAACAGCAUCCUCGGAGAGAAAGUGUUUCAUUUCAGCAUUGCGGCAACAUCUGCCACCAAGACCUGUAAGAGGGGGAGCAGCAGGUGGCAGGGAAGAGAAAUUGUGGUCGUGGAUAUGCCUGGCAUUUUCGACACUGAGGCACAGGAUGCUGACACCUGCAAGGAGAUUGCUCACUGCAUCUUCCUGACCUCCCCAGGGCCCCAUGCUCUACUCCUGGUGAUCCCGCUGGGCUGGUACACGCAGGAAGAGUGAAAGGCCACGGAGAAGAUCCUGCAAAUGUUUGGGCUCAGAGCUAGGAGAUACAUGAUUCUCUUAUUCACCCGGAAAGAUGACUUGGAUGGCAUCAAUUUCCAUGAUUACUUAGAGGAAGCACCCAAAGAUAUCUGGGAGCCGGUGGGCAAGUUUGGUGAUCGCUACUGUGUGUUCAACAAUCAGGCAACAAGAGCUGAGCAGGAAGCCCAGAGAAAUCAGCUGCUCACCCUGGUCCAGCGCAUUCUAGUCAAGAAUGAAGGAAGAUGGUACAUUAAUAAGAUGUAAAAGGCUGACAAUGAGAUUCAGAAACCAAUGCAAGAAAUGCAAGAAUUUUAUGCAGCAGAGCUAGAGAGAGUGCAGAUAAGAAAGGAAUUUGAAUACAAAAUCAGAAAGCUGGAGGAUAAACUGGAGCAGCAGAAACAAAUGGAACAAAUGGAGAGGGAAUUGGCUGAGAAAGAGGCAUUAUAUGCUGUAAGGCUGCAAAAACACAGAGAUGAGAAUCAGUAUAAGAUAGUUGACUUGAUCAUGAAAGCUCUGCAGAUGGUUUUUCCUAUCUUCUCUCACCUGUUUAUGGAAGAUUAACCUGAAUGAGAAGAUCUCCUUAUUUGCUCCACAUUUUCUGCUGGCCCUGCCAAGCCCCCACCCCAGAACUCAUUCACCAACCUUGAAGCACUCUUGAUUCUGUCUCUCAGACUCUCAGGACGAAGGGGUAUAAUCAGAUUCACUGGUGGUGAUUGGUAGAUGUUUGAUUGACUUACCAGGGGAGGGACACAUUCUCAAUUUGUGGAACUCCAGAGUAGAAGGUAUUGAUGCUCUUCUAAGAAGAUGGCCCCAAAAUUUCUCUAUUUGUCCCGAGUGAAAUCCAGAUUCCUUCUAGAUUGGUGGAUCCUCUCCCUUUGUUGCUUCUACUCACUUAUUUUUGCUUUUAGGACAUGGCAAUCACCUUACCCAUAUGGUUUGUUACAAAGAUUGGUUCUUCAUGUUAGGUAGUCUAAUGAUAGAAAUGCUAAUAGAAUUCUUUCCAGAUGAAUGGAAAUUUAUUUAGUUACAUUUUUACAGAGGGACUCAAGUUGUUCCUUAUCAGCUGCCCACUGAAGAACAAAGAGUUGUCUGGAAACUAGACCUCUCAGAACUCAACUAAGUGAAAUGCCAGAAAGAGCAGUUGAAAGGCAAAGAUUCAACACAGAAGAGAACAACGGUUUGCUGUAUUCAGAUAUAUCUACAGCAACUCUUUGACAGACUUUAAUACAACAUAUUUGCUGAAUAACCAGUUCUCUCCUUUUCAUGUGAAACUAACUGUUGCCACUUCACCUCCAUCACCUCAGACCUUCAUACCUUACUGCACAUACCACCCUCUCCCAGCUGAACUGCUUGCUAGUUGGUAUUAUAAUAAAAGUUUUCUGUUCUGUCAUAUUUCCAUAAA
Neofelis nebulosa (Clouded leopard) is the source of this 2011-nucleotide messenger RNA. RefSeq names its product GTPase IMAP family member 4-like. Gene Ontology annotation, molecular function: GTP binding. The record is from RefSeq and is a predicted model, not a curated record. Lineage: Eukaryota; Metazoa; Chordata; Mammalia; Carnivora; Felidae.